Fusarium oxysporum Fo47 is the source of this 1266-nucleotide messenger RNA. Its product is annotated as protein UTR4. Lineage: Eukaryota; Fungi; Ascomycota; Sordariomycetes; Hypocreales; Nectriaceae. Gene Ontology annotation, molecular function: magnesium ion binding; acireductone synthase activity. The transcript has 3 exons. The coding region runs from base 320 to 1048 and encodes 242 amino acids. The record is from RefSeq and is a predicted model, not a curated record.
UAACACGGAUACCUCUUCAAGGAUCUCGAACCUCCAAGGAAAUCACCUCACCAAAAGGCGCCAAGCUAGAUAGCGGCCCGCUCUUGAAUCCAGGAACAAGGACCUUCUGCUGCCACCGCCGAUAUUAGUUUUUUUCACGCUCUCUUCCCUAUCUGUCAAGAUCGUAGUAGGGAUCCCGAAUCGGAAUUGGUGUCUGACAGAAUUUUCUUGUCAUCUUUCUUUCUUACUUUCGGUCUAAUUCAUCCGUUUCAUCUCUCAUAUUGGACGUGUCAAUAUUCAGGCUUGACCGCUUUCUCACGAAAAUUAACUCCUUUUCACAAUGACGCUCAACCUCAAUGAAUUUGACGUCCUAGUGUUUGACAUCGAAGGAACCGUUUGUCCCAUCUCCUUUGUCAAGGACGUUCUCUUUCCGUAUGCACUUGAGGCACUUCCCAAGGUGUUGGAUCAAGAGUGGGAUAGCCCAGAGUUCGCAAAGUACCGCGAUGCCUUCCCCGAGGAGUAUCGCAACUCGCGCUCUGACUUUGAAGCGCACGUCCGCGACCUCGUGAAGCGUGAUGUCAAGAUUGCCUACCUCAAGUCGCUCCAGGGUUACCUGUGGUUGCAAGGCUACAAGUCGGGUAACAUCGUGGCGCCCCUCUUCCCAGAUGUUGAGCCCUUCUUCAACGAGGCCACCCAAGCUGGAAAGAAGAUCAUCAUCUACUCGUCCGGCUCAGUCCCUGCGCAGAAGUUGCUCUUUUCACAUACCAACUCCGGGAAAUCAGAUAUGACGCCCCUUAUCGCCGACUACUUUGAUACCACUAAUGCGGGGCCCAAAACCGAGGUUGAUAGCUACACGAAGAUCAUUUCUGAGCACCCGGAGCACAAGGACGUCAACCGAUGGAUUUUCCUGAGCGACAAUAUCAACGAGGUCAAGGCUGCUGUUGGGGCUGGUAUGCGCAGUUUGCCCGUUGUUCGUCCCGGUAAUGCGCCCUUGCCGCCAGACGAACCUCUGUCCAAGCUCGCCAUUACCGAGUUCAAGAACUCAGAGGUCGCUUCUUUGGGAGUAUGAUAGACGGCUGCAGGAAAAGGUCGUUCAGGGUGUGGGGAAAUGAUAAUCGUCGAAUAGUGUGAGACCUUUGUGCGGAGAUGCAAGAGUAGUAGCUCGCUAGGGAAUUCUAGUCCCCUCAAAAACUGAGACCACCGUCCAGCUGAUCCUGUCUGCUGGUGAUCUGGUGUCCCCAAGCUGCAUAAGUGUCAGCAUGCACCUUAUCAGUCGUGCGACGUAGC